AUGGCGUCUACCAGCCGUUUGGAUGCUCUCCCAAGAGUCGCAUGUCCAAACCAUCCUGAUUCGAUUUUAGUGGAGGACUAUAGAGCUGGUGAUAUGAUCUGUCCUGAAUGUGGCCUGGUUGUAGGUGACCGGGUUAUCGAUGUGGGAUCUGAAUGGAGAACUUUCAGCAAUGAUAAAGCAACAAAAGAUCCAUCUCGAGUUGGAGAUUCUCAGAAUCCUCUUCUGAGUGAUCGAGAUUUGUCUACCAUGAUUGGCAAGGGUACAGGAGCUGCAAGUUUUGAUGAAUUUGGUAAUUCUAAGUACCAGAAUCGGAGAACAAUGAGUAGUUCUGAUCGGGCCAUGAUGAAUGCGUUCAAGGAAAUCACUACCAUGGCAGACAGAAUCAACCUCCCUAGAAAUAUAGUCGAUCGAACAAAUAAUUUAUUCAAGCAAGUGUAUGAACAGAAGAGCCUGAAGGGAAGAGCUAAUGAUGCCAUAGCUUCUGCGUGUCUCUAUAUUGCCUGCAGACAAGAAGGGGUUCCUCGGACGUUUAAAGAAAUAUGUGCUGUAUCACGAAUUUCUAAGAAAGAAAUCGGUCGAUGUUUUAAACUUAUUUUGAAAGCUUUAGAAACCAGUGUGGAUUUGAUUACAACUGGGGACUUCAUGUCCAGAUUUUGUUCCAACCUCUGUCUUCCUAAGCAAGUGCAGAUGGCAGCUACACAUAUAGCCCGUAAAGCGGUGGAACUGGACUUGGUGCCUGGAAGGAGCCCAAUAUCUGUGGCAGCGGCAGCCAUUUACAUGGCCUCACAGGCAUCAGCUGAGAAGAGGACCCAAAAAGAAAUUGGAGAUAUUGCUGGUGUUGCUGAUGUUACAAUCAGACAGUCCUACAGACUGAUCUAUCCUCGGGCCCCAGAUCUGUUUCCUACAGACUUCAAAUUUGACACCCCUGUUGACAAACUACCCCAAUUAUAA
Messenger RNA from Pipistrellus nathusii (Nathusius's pipistrelle), 951 nucleotides. Lineage: Eukaryota; Metazoa; Chordata; Mammalia; Chiroptera; Vespertilionidae. The record is from the annotation of a GenBank genome assembly.